Messenger RNA from Sorex fumeus (smoky shrew), 843 nucleotides. It is a transcript of the gene MAFF, whose product is annotated as MAF bZIP transcription factor F. Gene Ontology annotation, biological process: regulation of epidermal cell differentiation; regulation of transcription by RNA polymerase II. Lineage: Eukaryota; Metazoa; Chordata; Mammalia; Eulipotyphla; Soricidae. Gene Ontology annotation, molecular function: RNA polymerase II cis-regulatory region sequence-specific DNA binding; DNA-binding transcription factor activity, RNA polymerase II-specific. Gene Ontology annotation, cellular component: nucleus. The transcript is spliced from 3 exons. The record is from RefSeq and is a predicted model, not a curated record. Bases 304 to 819 code for a protein of 171 amino acids.
CGAGGCUCCGGGAGGCCGCUCCGGGGCCGGGGGGCGGCGGGGGCAGUGACGUCACCGCAUGACUGGGUUUUUAUGAAUGAAAGGAAUCCUGCGAGUGAGUAAUUCCGGGAAGCUCGCCUUACAACUCCGCGCGGCCCCCCGCGCCGCUCGCCGCACAACACGACUCCCGGGGCGCCGGACUCGGGCCGACCCGCGGUGGGCAGCGGAGGGAAGGCGAGCGGGCCAGCGCGGCCGGGACAGCGGGCCGAGCGGGCCGAGCGGGCCGAGCGGCGGGUCUGCAGCCCAGAGGCGCCUUCUGCAAACAUGUCUGGGGAUCCCUUAUCCAGCAAGGCUUUGAAGAUCAAGCGCGAGCUGAGCGAGAACACGCCGCACCUGUCCGACGAGGCGCUGAUGGGGCUGUCGGUGCGCGAGCUGAACCGGCACCUGCGCGGGCUGUCGGCCGAGGAGGUGACGCGGCUCAAGCAGCGGCGCCGCACGCUCAAGAACCGCGGCUACGCCGCCAGCUGCCGCGUGAAGCGCGUGUGCCAGAAGGAGGAGCUGCAGAAGCAGAAGUCGGAGCUGGAGCGCGAGGUGGACAAGCUGGCGCGCGAGAACGCCGCCAUGCGCCUGGAGCUCGACGCGCUGCGCGGCAAGUGCGAGGCGCUGCAGGGCUUCGCGCGCUCCGUGGCCGCGGCCCGCGGGCCCGCCACCCUCGUGGCCCCGGCCAGCGUCAUCACCAUCGUCAAGUCGGCCCCGGGCCCCGCGGCCGCCGCCGCCGCCGCCGGCCCCGCCCCAGGCUCCGCCCCCGCCCCAGGCCCCGCCCCCGCCGCCUGCUCCUAGUCCCCGCCCCGCCCUCCAAGCCCC